AAGUUGAUGAAAAAACAAUCAUGAAUCAUAAAAAAAAAAAGUGAAUAGUUGCAUAAUCAUUUUUUUUUGUUGCAAAAAGUUACAAAAUUAUGUUACAUAAUUUUUCAAAGUUGUAAAAUUAUAUUACAGAAAUUAUGUUACAGAUUUUUUAAAGUGACAUAUAUGUAUGAACGAUGAAUAACUAGUAUGCAAUCUUUCUCUCUCUACACUUUCUAUCUCCACAACACCACAACCAAACCCAAAAAACAUGGCUCUUCAACUAUGGUCAACCCUCAAAGAAGCCAUAGUUGUUUACACUGGUCUUUCUCCAACAACCUUUUUCACUGUCCUAGUAAUUCUCUUCACCCUUUACUACAUCAUCACAAGUCUCUUUGGUUCCUCAGACACACACCAAAGCCAUGGAAGUUCAAGAAACCUUGAUGCUGAAAUGGAACCUCUUAAACCACCUGUUCAGAUCGGUGAAGUUACUGAAGAAGAACUUAAGGAUUAUGAUGGUAAUAACCCUGAAAAGCCACUUCUUAUGGCUAUUAAGGGUCAGAUCUAUGAUGUUUCACAAAGCAGGAUGUUUUAUGGACCCGGUGGACCUUACGCUUUAUUCGCUGGUAAGGAUGCUAGCCGAGCCUUAGCAAAGAUGUCGUUCGAAGAGAAAGAUCUAACCGGAGACAUAUCUGGUCUUGGCCCAUUUGAGCUUGAGGCUUUACAAGAUUGGGAAUACAAGUUUAUGGGAAAGUAUGUUAAGGUCGGAACUAUCAAAAAGACGGAUCCGGUAACUGAACCAGAAUCCACAGGAGAGCCUUCAGAAUCAACUUCUCGUGAUGUUGACGCUUCCAUUCCUCAUGAAAACAACCAUGAUGCUGCUGAAGCCUCUAAGCCUCAUGAAAACACACCUUCAGAAACUGCAGCUGUUAUAACCGAUGAAACUCCUUCAAAUGUCAAUGCAGAUAAUAAAGAGGAAUAAUAAGUAGGUUUAAUAAUAAUUCUACUCAAAUAAUGGAAACAAAUACAUAGGAGCUUCUAAUAGAGAUUGAUCCUUUGUGAGUGUGUAUUUAACAUAUAGGCCAACCCUUUUGCACUUGAACUUGGCUUAAAAUGUUUAGUUUUAUUAAAGAAAAGAAUUUGUAGUGUUUAAGUUAAGCUCUUUUGGAUUUGAACUUCCUCUUGUAUUCUAUUCUACAAGAUAUAUGUUACUUAAGAGAUUACAUGCAA
This is a messenger RNA of Trifolium pratense (red clover), 1206 nucleotides long. RefSeq names its product membrane steroid-binding protein 1-like. NCBI's taxonomy places the organism in Eukaryota, Viridiplantae, Streptophyta, Magnoliopsida, Fabales, Fabaceae. The transcript is spliced from 2 exons. Gene Ontology annotation, cellular component: endomembrane system; membrane. The coding region runs from base 248 to 958 and encodes 236 amino acids. The record is from RefSeq and is a predicted model, not a curated record.